AGGAAAUAAACAAUUGCGCUCAAAUUCAUUGUUAAAGUAAAAGAGCAACAAAGCAAGGUUGCAUUGCACUAACACAACAACAGGUAAUUUCCCUUUCCUAUUGGUUUGGCGCAAAUGAUUGUGAACAUAUUCUUCACUUGAAUAAAAUUAAUAUGGCUCAUCAAAAUGGAAAUAUUAAAUUUCGGAAAAUAUUGGGUAACGGAUGUGCGUUUUCUGGACAGCAUUCGGAAUUAAAGACAUCAAAUGCAACUCUAAGUCAAGACUCCAACCAAAAACAACAGAAAUAUCCCUCACAUUUCAUUGUGAACAGCGAAGGAAGUGAAUAUAACAACAGCAAAAACAAUUUGUGUAACGCUGCCCCUGUGUUGAAUAGCUCCACACCACUGAAUCAGAAUCAUCAAGUCAUGGACCAUAUUAGAUUGCCAAUUAUGAGUCAAGAAAUGCAUGCUCUUUGGCCAUUUGGUACAACCACUUUCCUCUCACCGAUGAUACCAGCUAAUGUGGCAGUGCCAUACGCUGCAAUAGCUGCAGGCCCGUAUGCAGCAACAACCGUUCCAUUUUUUCAGGGCACACAACAGUGCAAUAUUGGUUCACCACUUUCAAGUUUUUCAAGCACCUCGUCGUCAUCGGCAGCAAGUCAACAGAUUCAAAUGCCACAACAAGACCGUAGUGCCAAUUCCAAUGGCACAUCAGGCAAUCAGAAUGAUUCCAAUAAGAUAAACAUACAAAUUCAAUGUGUUUCCCAAAACUCACCAAUGAAUUUGAAUUCGAUUUAUGAUUCGGCAACUAAAUUAAAUUUGGGAAAAUUUUGCUACUCAUCUUGUCACAAGAGCGAGAAAGAUAAUAAAGAUUCCAAUGGCUCCUUGUGUAAUUCACCCAUACCUUUACAUCCUGAUGAUUGUGCCGCUGGUGGUGAUGCUGCAUGCCUAAAUUUUGCCAGAUCCAACGGCUGUCAAGCCACUGCAAAUGGGGUCUAUCUUUCUCAGGCUAGAUUUAAUGACUUGAGACGACUAGCACUCAGAGGAAGCGAUAUAGCAGAGAAUUUGGCAAAAACCCAUCGCAAUCGUCCAUGUUUUAAGAAAAUCGAUAGCCUUUGUGCUCGUUUGAAACAAGAUUUAAUACGUCCCGACGGAGUGCUGCCAAACAUUAAUUCACAGGGUAUUGCAUGGGCUGUAAAAGAUUUCAUUUUUGUAUUUACCCGCAUCAUAAAUGCAUGGAUUAUUAUUAAGGGCUAUGUUUACAAUACUCCGGAGGGUCUAAACAAGGUAAAAGCUGCUCUUAGUCCAGAUUUUGCCCUGGCAUUUGCUGCCUGGCAAGAUACAACCAUGGAUUUCAUUGAAAGCCUUAUCAAAUCAUUUGUCAAUUUGGAUAAUUUGGUACAAUCACAAAAGAAUGCCUAUCAAAAAUCUGAUGCAGCUGCGGGGGGACUUAAUACCAGUAACUCCCCUAUCAAACUUUUGUCCACCACACCCAAUAUUUUGUUGGACGAUAGUCUGGAUCAAAACAACAAUUAUUUAAAUAGAAAUUAUAUUUACACAAUGGUCGAAGAUUCAGAAGAUAGUCAACGUCAGGCCACGGUAAAUGGAACAUACUUUAAAACUGGCACAUAUAAUCCCAUCAAAAAAGAUGAACUUAUAGCCGGUGAACCGAUCGCAUCAUUAAUUGUCAAUAACAGUAAUAUUAAUGCCGAUGGUUUAACAUUGUCUGCAUCGCAACUUCCAACUAAGAAUAUGACAGCAAACGAGACGGUUGUACCAUUUCAAAAUUAUUUCAAUAAUCAAAUCAUGGAAUGUUGUCCAACAUCAAAUGGCAAUUACCAAUUAUCGGAUACUCCUCUGACCACCAUGGAAUUUAUGAAAUCGAAAGAAAAUAAUGCUUUGAAUUACGAUUUGCAUGUAUUACAACAAAAUUUGGCAGGCAUACAAGUACAGUGCCACAAUGUGGAGAAUAAAAUGAGGAAAAAUAUUGGAAAUGUUUCAAAGAUAAAUGCCAUGAAAGAUCGCAUUAUGACAAUGCAAAAUGCUGAUAUGUUUUUUAAAUUUCAAUUUACCAAAAAUUAUUUUCCAGAUUUCAUUAGCAAAUAUCAACAUGAAAUUAACGAUGUACGCUCUAUUAUUUUGAAAUGUGAAGAUGACAAAAAUGGUUAUGAAAACGUCGCAGAAUUGGUUAAUGAUGUCAUGAGGCUCAUAAACACUGGCAAGGAAUAUAUGAAGACCAACAAUGAUGAAAAAUUUGAAAAAGCAAUCAAUUUGUUUGAGACAGAGUUCAAUAAAUUAAUUUCCGAUCAAAAGAAUUGAAAUUCCUCUGUUGAAUAGUAUAUGUAAGCAGAAGAACAAAAGAAGAUGCCAUUUAGUCGAAUAAAGAACUACUAACUCAGAGAAAUCGUUAAAUUUUCAUUUUUAAUUAUAAUUUAAAAUUUAUGCCAUGACAAAUUUGUUAUAAUUUAUAUUAUUUUCAAUUUCACUGUUUAUUGUCACAAUAGUUCAUCAGUUUGUAAUGCAUUUUAAAAUUAAAUAAUUUUCAAUGUCUCGAAAAUUAAAAUUGAAUUAAAAAAAUAGAAACGAAUGUCUAGUGUAUGCAAUUAAUCUGUUUUAUGUAAUUAAAUUUUAAGUUAUGAAUUAGUUUUUAAGAGAUAAUUAAAAAUACCCCGAAAUUGAUUAAAUAGAUUGUAAAAAUA
Messenger RNA from Musca domestica (house fly), 2677 nucleotides. It is a transcript of the gene mtsh, whose product is annotated as protein mitoshell. The transcript has 7 exons. NCBI's taxonomy places the organism in Eukaryota, Metazoa, Arthropoda, Insecta, Diptera, Muscidae. Bases 153 to 2297 code for a protein of 714 amino acids. The record is from RefSeq and is a predicted model, not a curated record.